This is a messenger RNA of Dictyostelium discoideum AX4, 306 nucleotides long. RefSeq names its product contact site B protein (gene csbC). NCBI's taxonomy places the organism in Eukaryota, Evosea, Eumycetozoa, Dictyosteliales, Dictyosteliaceae. Gene Ontology annotation, biological process: cell adhesion. The coding region runs from base 1 to 306 and encodes 101 amino acids. The transcript is spliced from 2 exons. The record is from RefSeq and is a predicted model, not a curated record.
AUGGCUGAAUUGAAAAUUACAUUAAUUAAUGAAGAUGGGGAAUCAACAAUAAGUGGUAAAGCUCAUCCAGCACCAACCCCCCGUAUUCUUCCAACACCAUAUUUUAUGAGUUUUACCGAAUACAAAAUUGAAGGUAAGCUUUGGGACAAAAAGGAAUUUCAUAUAAAAUCAGGUAAAAUUGAAUUCAACGGAAAAGAAUUUGAUAUUCCUGAAUCCCAGGGUACUUGGAUUAAAGAUAACGUAGAAAUCAUUAUUAGAAUAUUUCUAAGUCAACAAGCUAAUAAACCUUUUUCCUUAGAUUUUUAG